AUUGGACCUAGUUUUACACUGAUGCUGCCUUCAGGGACAAUGUCAUUUUAAAAUAUACUUUAUUUUUUUAAUAGCAUACAAAACAUCAGUUCGUGGGGCUCUGCUGAGGGUCACAAACAAGACGAAUUGAGUACACUUUCAGGAAAAGCCGUGAAGCAGCAGAAAGGUGGUGGUGCAUUCAGUGCCUCCUCCCUCCCCAUUGGACCACAGGAAGAGGCGCCCCUGGCAGGGAGGCCGACUGGUGGGAGUGUUGUGUCCCCUCCCCUCCUCUUCCGACGCCGAACCAGAACCAUUCAUCUCUCCCCUCCUUCGGCUUUCACAUCCGGGUUAUAUGCGCCAGUGUUUGUCUUCUGCGUCUUGUGUGUCUUGACAGUGGAGAUAAUUUCACCCUACCGAGACGCGUCGCAGCCUCUCGCCGGACUUGGCGCCUCGCAGAGCGGACACAGCUGCCGGCGCGAGUCGGUGAUGUCGCCCAGCUGUGGCGAGUCGCGGUGAAGCGGGCAUGAGGCGGUGGUGGUAGCCAGCCGUGCGGGCCAGUCUGCGGUGAUUCAAGUCCCCGAAACGAUGUCGAAGAGCCUCAAGAAGAAGAACCACUGGACCAACAAAGUCCACGAAGCCGUGAUCAGCCGCGGGAAGGACGGCGAGCUAGGUUUCGAGCUGAAGGGGGGCGCCGAGCUCGGCCAGUUCCCCUACUUGGGUGAGGUGAAAGCGGGGAAGGGGCUCAUCCAGAGCGGCAAGCUGGCCGAGGAUGAGCUGCUGCUGGAGGUCAACGACAUGCCUGUGGCCGGCCUCACCAGCCGGGACGUGCUGGCCGUCAUCAAGCACUGCAGGGACCCGGUCCGCUUCAAAUGUGUCAAACAAGGGGGGGUUGUUGACAAGGACCUGCGGCACUACCUCAACCUGCGCUUCUCCAAAGGCUCUGUGGAUCACGACCACCAGCAGAUCAUCCGAGACAACCUGUACCUGCGCACCGUUCCCUGUACCACCAGGCAGCCUAAGGAGGGGGAGGUGCCUGGGGUGGACUACAACUUUGUGACUGUGGAACGUUUUAUGGAAUUGGAGCAAAGCGGAGCCUUGCUAGAGAGCGGAACCUAUGAAGAUAACUUCUACGGGACACCCAAGCCUCCAGCAGAACCGUCCCCAGCUGCCCCUCCCCUUAAUGUGAGUGAGGCCCUGCUGCCCGGAGCCCGGCCCAGUGCCCAGGGCAAGAGGAAGAGGAACCAGUCCGUAAGCAACAUGGAGCAGCGCGCCAGCUUGGAACCCCCUGAGGAGGAGGAAGAGGAGAGCCCUGUCGUCAAUGGCAACGGAGUGGCCAUUACGCCAGAGUCCAGUGAACACGAGGACAAGAGCACCGAUGCGUCAGGGGAGGUUGCCGUGGAAACUUGUAGCCAGGCCGCAGUCACCAGCGAGGCCCCCACCGAUGGGGAGGAGGGUCCCAAAUCACCCUCCAAGUCCCCCAGCAAAGUCCCGGACGUGGACGAGGAAGAGCUGGGUCCCUUGCCCGACAACUGGGAGAUGGCGUACACGGAGAAGGGGGAAGUCUACUUCAUUGAUCACAACACCAAGACCACCUCGUGGCUGGAUCCUCGCCUGGCAAAGAAAGCAAAACCUCCAGAAGAAUGCAGAGAAGACGAGCUGCCCUACGGCUGGGAGAAGAUAGAUGACCCCAUCUAUGGCAGCUACUAUGUGGAUCACAUCAAUCGCAGGACUCAGUUUGAGAAUCCAGUCCUUGAAGCCAAGAGGCGGCUAGAGCAGCAAAGACAGAUGCAGAGUCAAGGCCUCUCUGCCCUCCCGCUGCCCACCAUAUACAGAGAAAAGCCGUUAUUCACCAGGGACCCGACCCAGCUGAAGGGAACCUUUCUGUCCACGGGCCUGCAAAAGAGCAACAUGGGCUUCGGCUUCACAAUAAUCGGAGGCGAUGAGCCUGACGAGUUCCUGCAAGUGAAGAGCGUCAUACCAGAGGGACCUGCUGCUCAGGAUGGAAAGAUGGACACAGGUGACGUUAUCGUGUAUGUGAACGACAUCUGCGUGCUGGGGACCACUCACGCUGAUGUGGUCAAGCUCUUCCAGUCGGUACCAAUCGGUCAGAGCGUCACCCUUGUACUUUGCCGAGGCUACCCUCUGCCGUUCGACCCCGAGGACCCCAGUGCUGCAAGCACCUCCAUGACGCCCAUUGGGAUGGAGCACCGCCCCCUUGUGGUGAAUGGCCGCAGCAGCUACGAUCCUUACCUGGAGUAUUUGUCUCUCAGCUCCCAGCUUCCUGCUCAAGCUCUGGCCCAGGCUGGUGUCUCCCACCCUGGGGACACGCACCUGGACGGCUCCUCCCUGCCGCCCACCACGCCUGGCUCGUCGUCGGCACUCACGCCUCAUGACGACAACGUGUCCAUGGCCUCGUCGGGGGCUGCAGGUGUUGCCGGGGCAACAGCACAAGCGGCAGAGCUACUGACGGUUACCAUGGUGAAAGGAGUGGAGGGCUUCGGGUUCACCAUUGCAGACAGUCCCACUGGUCAACGAGUCAAACAGGUGCUGGAUCCGGGCUCACAGGGGGCGUCGGGUCUGAUCGAGGGCGACCUGAUCCUGGAGGUGAACCAACAGCCGGUGGCGGCGGCAGGACAUGGACGUGUGGUGGAGAUGCUGAAAGAGUGUCCAGUUGGAGCUGAAGCCACUUUGCUCAUUCAGAGAGCAGCAACAGGCCACAUCUCUCCAUGGAAGGCCUCCAAACAGUUACCAGACCAAUGGGACCCGCACGGAAGCCCACAAGCCAACCUGUCAGGUCCAGUCCUGCCUCCAGGCACGCCCUUCCCCAACCAGCCCCAGCACCGCACGUCCGUCCCGGACUCCACUGAAGGCUUUGACCUUAACAAGCCCGACCCUUACGACCUUUACGAGAAGUCCAGGGCUAUCUACGAGAGCCGACGUGAGUCCUCGUGUCAACUUGUCACGAUUGACAGACGUUUGAUUUACGGCCAAGGAAAGAGCAACGCUAUAACACCAUCUGACGUGUGUACGUGUGCGUGUGAUUGUGCGUGUGUGUCAGGUCCUGAAUACGAAGAGGUGGAGGUGCACCUUCUGCGGGAGAAGACCGGCUUCGGCUUCCGCAUUCUGGGUGGAGACGAGGCCGUGCAGGCUGUGAGUCCGGACGCCCGUGACAAGAUUGUCAUCGGUGCCAUCAUCGAGAACACCCCCGCCGAGCGUGACGGGCGACUCCGGCCGGGCGACGAGCUCAUCUCCGUGGAUAAAAACGUGGUUGCCGGGAAACCGCACAAGUAUGUCAUUGACCUGAUGCACGCUGCUGCUCGCAACGGCCAAGUCAGCUUGACUGUGAGAAGGAGGGUCCAGAUGCUCGGUGAGGCGUGCCCCGUGAACGGCCGCAGUCCCAGCUUGGUGUCCACUCAGCACAGCUCGCCUCGAAGCGACACGCCUUCGGGCCCACCUGUGGUGUCCGUGGCGUUGGCCGGCUCUCACCAGGAAGGCUCAGCCCUGCAGACCAGCGAUGUGGUCAUUCACCGCAAAGAGAAUGAGGGCUUUGGCUUCGUCAUCAUCAGCUCUCUCAACAGGCCCGAGAACGCCGCUGUCAUCACUGUGCCCCAUAAAAUAGGCCGUAUCAUCGAGGGCAGCCCGGCAGACAGAUGUGGCAAGUUGAAAGUGGGCGACCGCAUCCUGGCCGUGAACGGACAAUCCAUCAUCAGCAUGCCUCACGCUGACAUCGUCAAGCUCAUCAAAGACGCUGGCCUCACAGUCACACUGCACAUCAUCCCAGAGGAAGGGUCCCAGUCUGGGCCUGGCUCAGAGAAGCAGAGCCCCAUGACACAGAAACAUGGUGCCCAGCCCAGCCCCGUAGCCCUGACCGGUCCGGGAGUAGCCUCGCAGCCUGGCCAGGUGGCCUCUCAGCCGUGUCAAAUGACGCUUCAGACGGGCCAGCAGGCAUCGACCCAGCCCGCUCAGACACCAGUUCAGACAAGCCAAAUCCUCAUUUGUCCUCCUGCAUCGGCGGCAUCGCACCCGACGCCGGCUGGAACCCAGCAGAGCCCCGUCACGCAUCCCGCUGGACCUCCGCCUCAGCUCUAUCUCCACGACGGCAGGUCAGAGGUUAAAGCCAGACAGGAUGUCAAACCUGACUUCCGCCAUCCUCCGUUCACUGAUUACAGGCAACCCCCAGUAGACUACCGUCACCCACCGGUGACCGACUAUCGUCAGCCCCCGACGCUGGACUACCGGCACCCACCUGGCCUGCUGGACUUCAGACAGCACCCUGCGGCCGCACAGUUCCCCCUGAGCAUCACCGCAGACUUUAGACCACAGGACUUUGAUUACUUCACAGUGGAGCUGGAGAAAAGUUCCAAAGGUUUCGGUUUCAGCAUUCGUGGAGGCAGAGAGUACAAGAUGGACCUGUUUGUGUUACGCCUUGCAGAGGACGGCCCCGCCAUACGUAAUGGGAGGAUGAGGGUGGGGGAUCAGAUCAUAGAGAUUAAUGGGGACAGCACCCGGGACAUGACUCACGCCCGGGCCAUUGAGCUCAUCAAGGCCGGGGGCAGACGGGUCAGACUGCUGCUAAAAAGAGGCACGGGACAGGUGCCUGAAUAUGACUGUGUCAGCCCCUGGGAUGCCCUUUCUACAAUCCACUCUACCCUGCAGGAAGUGACCCUGGAAGUCCACCAGAGUCCAUUGCCUUCAUCCCAUCCAGCCGCAUCCCUGGAUUCCCCUCAUCAGCUCCCUCUAGAGGCCACGGUGUGCAUGACGGCAGACAAAGCUCUGCAAGUGACAGACCACAGCUCCUCGGCUCGAGGGGCCGCAGGUGGCAGGUCCACCCAGAAGAAGUGCACAGUCAGGGGGUCUGCGGAGGUAGACAGGCAGCCUCGGGCUUUGCCUACUAAAGCUGUCUUGGGGAGGCCUGCUGAAAAAAGAGAGCGACAGAGGAACACUUGCUCCCCCUGCUGUGACAGAAAGGGCAUGAACACCCAGGCGGUGGGUACUCUCUGGCCUUGGGACCCUUAUGUGAGCGUCACUUCCAACGGAGCCUCUCUGGCUGGUGGAGAUGCACAUGUGAGCCUCCAGGAGAGGCUGCUGUCCAGAGGAGUUUACCCCAGAGAGGAGGAGCGCCCCAGUGGCCACGUUGGGCUCUGCUGCCCCUCUAAAAGCGGAGAAACACCACCUGCAAGGAGUGCAGGUACUUGGAACAUGCCUGGGCCAGAUAAGCUGCCUGGCACCCUGAGGUCUUGGACCUCCACUGUCAGCAGGUAGAAAGGAUCCUGUGGACAAAGCUCACCUAUAUCCUCCCCAUCCACUCUUCAUAGUUCAUUCAUUUAUGAGAUGAUUAUUACACCCACCACCUUAAAGAGCAAAACUCUCACAGCUGUUGUAACAUAGAGUGUGGACUCUGACAGAGACAAGACUUUUGGUGGACAUGUCUCCGAGUAUAUACUGUAAAGAUGUCAACAAUAUGUACAUGUGGUGUUUUAUUCAAACAAGAAGACGACGGGGGGAAACACCAUUACGUAGGAUCCAAUUCUCCUACCUGGGCCUCCGCUACAUAUCAAAGACACGUCACCAAGUGGGCGACCCAUACAGGUGGUUUUGUGCAUGAAAUGCAAAACAAGAGGACCACUUCCUUCUCUUUUUUUUUAUGAAACUGAAGUCGGUAAGAACGCACACCUCUGAGUUAUGUACACAACUCGAUCAUAACCAUGCAGUCAUUGUGCACUAUUAUUAUUAUAAUAAACCUGUCUUGUAUUCAUUUAAAGCUCCAACAAAAAAAAAAAGCAUCGUCCAAGUCUAUAUUCCCCAUUUCUAUGCCUUUUUAACUGUGCUAUGUGUACCACAUCACUGUGGGAGAGGGGCAUCAGUAAGUGUGAGGAAGAUGAUGGACAGGGGAGGGCGGAGUGCCUUACUCAAAACUAAUUAGGGAGUUUUCGACAGCGACACAUAUCAGCAACGCCUCUACAGUGCAGUAUGACGUCACUAAAGCUAGUGUACAGCGUCUUCAUGUCAGUGUUAUAGCAUUACUCUUCAUUCUAAUAAUAAUUAUAAUAGUCAUGAUCAACUCAUUGACAUUUCUAGGUGCUUUUUUUAUUUGACAGUUUAACCUCCAAGGUGGAAUGUUACGUACUUAAUAAAUGUAACAUGGCAACAUGUUGGACUUUUGACAUCCACAUUGCAAUUGGCACCCUGAUUUGCUCCUCAAUCUUAAUUCUUCAUUGCACAAGUAUAAAAAUAAAUCAAUUUCUUCAUAGAAAAGCUUAAAAACCAAGCUUUUUUGUGACGGUUAUUCCAAAAGGGGACUCAACAAGGUUGAAAAUGCUUUUUUAAAAAUUACUUAACAAUGCUUAACUUCUUUUUACAUUUCUAGGCCCGUUAAGUAAAAAGGAUGCGUGGGACAACUCACCUUUUCAUUACUUCCUGAGUGAGUUAAGAAUGUUAAAAAGUUACGUCACAUCUAUAGUUAAUAGCGGUGUUAUGAUGGGGCCAGUUUGACCCAGGAACGGAUCAUUUCCAUUAUUUCCUAUUGAAAAAUGUUGACAUACACAAAAGCUUAAAAACAAACUUUUCAAAGCAGUCAUUCUCCAGGGUCAACAUCAUUUGUUCAAAUCAACACUACUGUUUUUUUUUCUGCUUUACUAUUAACUGUGCUUAACUAAUUUUUCACUUGUAGGAAGUUUAAAAUUGAGAUGCAUGGCUCCAAUCACCUUUGCAUUAUAUCCUAAGUGAGUUAAGAAUGUUCAAACGUUACUGAAAACAUUGUCUCUACAGUUAAGAGUUAUAAUGGUGACGGGUUGACCGUGGAACAGAUCAUUUCCAUUAUUUCCAAUUGGAACAUUUUGAAAUCCAAACAAAUGCUUAAAAACAAACUCUUUCUAAGCAGUAAUACUCCAGCGUCAACAAAGUUGAGCUUUUUUUUGGCUUAAAUUUUUACUACAGUGUUUACGAGAUAAAACUCAACUUUUCAUUGCUUCAAACUUGAGGUUUGUGUUCCACCUUAGAGGUUGUGCUUUUUGUCACUUCAGAUCACAACUUCUCAGCAUCUUGUCUAUUUUUUUUCCCCCCCCACAUACACAAACACAAAUUAAAUUGCAGUCAAUAAGGUGUUUUGUUUGUUGAGAUUUUGGAUGUGCCUGAAUGCAGCAUGUUUGUCUGAGAUGCUAAUAGUAUGUAAAAAGUCUUUGGCCAACACCAGCGUUGUUGUUUGGAUGAACUUUUUCCACGGCCUCGUAAAAGAGUAAACAUUAUUUUCAAUUUAAGUAACUUUCUGCUUAAUUUUAAGUGUCAGCCUUAUUAUUAGUUAACAAUUUCAGUGCAUGCUAUCCAACUAUGGAAUGAGUCAAAAUGUAGUGUCAAGCGGAGGUUACAUUUAAAAACUUGAUGGCCCAAGACUUUUGCACAGUUGUGUUGACUAGACUGAUGUUCACCCAUACGUGUCUCAAUUAGACAAAGCUGGUUUGUGAUGUGUAUUAAGAAGUUAUUGAGCUCUUUUUUAAAAGGUAUGGCCAAAAGGUCAAAAGUGAGAGAAAAUGUCCUCAAUCUCCACACUCACACCUCUGCCCUGCCUCCCUGCCUAUUGUGAGUCAUUUUAUAAACCGUAAAGAAAAAAGAAAAACCUGUGAAGAGCAAUGGCACCCGUCCAUCCCAACCUGCAUUCGUGUGUUGGUGUUGCUUCACCUUGUACAGCUGUAUUCCUACAAAUAUGGUUUACUGUAUCAUUGAUACUGUAGUUUCAAAGACGUUAACAACUAUUUUUAUGAAAUGCGACAGUACUGAUAUAUUACAUUUUGCUAUGAAAAAAAUGUUAAAAAAAAACAAACCAAAAAAAAAAAAAAACUUGUUUACCGAAAGAUAUUCUGAAAUACUGUCAAAUAAAGUCUUGACAUGGUGGACGAGAGAUUGUUUACUUGUCAUGAUGAUAUAUAGAACAAAGAAUGAAGGUUUGAUUUAAUAAACAUUUACACGUAGGCACCUUUUGUGUGUGUGUGUGAGUGUGUGUGGUAUUAGCCUGUAAUCCACCUUCAAACACUCAGUUUGCUUUGCUUGCGCAUUUGUUUUUCGUGUUGUUUUUUUCAAGGGCACAUUCAUUUACAAAUCAGGAUGACUGUGAUGUCAGCUGACUCACAACGUUGUUUGAAUCUGCGGGAGGCGAAGCUUGAUGGUUGGCUUGCUGCAUAUUCAC
This is a messenger RNA of Dunckerocampus dactyliophorus (ringed pipefish), 8158 nucleotides long. RefSeq names its product membrane-associated guanylate kinase, WW and PDZ domain-containing protein 2-like. The transcript is spliced from 21 exons. The coding region runs from base 565 to 5241 and encodes 1558 amino acids. Gene Ontology annotation, cellular component: dendrite; cytoplasm. The record is from RefSeq and is a predicted model, not a curated record. Gene Ontology annotation, molecular function: beta-1 adrenergic receptor binding; type II activin receptor binding; signaling receptor complex adaptor activity. Gene Ontology annotation, biological process: receptor clustering; signal transduction. NCBI's taxonomy places the organism in Eukaryota, Metazoa, Chordata, Actinopteri, Syngnathiformes, Syngnathidae.